AUGUCCUCUCCAAGUCAAGAUGGUGGCCUGGUCAGCGCCAGUGGCAAUUCUUCGGGUUCUACCGGCAAGGGUAUCUUGAUCGGCGUCCUCUCAGCCUUCGGAUCUGCAGCAGUUGCAGUGCUUGUUCUUGCGAUAUUCUUCUUUUUCAAGUAUACUCAACGUGGUAGAAUUAUUCUGGACCGCAUUGGGCGCCCGGGUGAAUAUGAUGAUGAGCAAGCGUUCUUGCGCGAGGAGACUGAGGCUUUAGAGGCCAUGGAUGAUUUGUCGCGGUCCGAGUAUCUGAGGGCAAAGGCAUUCAUCGAAGCCAACCCGCCCGAAUCGAUGCAAACCGAUAUUUCUCUCUCCCAGUUCCUCGCGAUCCAAGAAAAGGGCGUUUCAGCAUGGGAGUUUCAACCGGAGCUGGAAAUCGCCAACUGCUUUGUCGAGGCCCGCACAGAGAUUGAGUUCUACGAUUCCGAAUGCAGUGUGCAAACAAAUUUACCUGUUCCGAAACAGAACGAUGUUUACUAUUGGGAAGCAAAGAUAUACGAUAAGCCCGAAAAUACUCUCAUCAGUAUUGGCAUGACCACUAAGCCAUAUCCUUUGUUCCGGUUACCAGGAUAUCAUAGAGCCUCGGUAGCAUACCAAACCACAGGUCACCGGAGAUAUAAUCAGCCUUUCACACCAACACCAUAUGGCCCUCCGCUUUCGCAAGGCGAUGUGAUCGGCGUCGGUUAUCGGCCUCGCUCAGGUACGAUAUUCUUCACUCGGAAUGGCAAGAAACUGGAAGAUGUGGUUCAUGGCCAGAAAGCACAAAACUUCUUCCCCACUAUCGGGGCAAAUGGGCCCUGCACAGUUCAUGUCAACUUUGGUCAAAUGGGCUUUGUGUUUAUCGAGGCCAACGUCAAGAAAUGGGGGUUGGCGCCAAUGACCGGUAGUUUGGCCCCCCCGCCACCGUAUGGUAGCGAGCAGGGUAGCAUUCUGCUGGAGUCCGGUCGCGAGAGUGCUGCUCAAAUUUCCCAGCGGGUUUAUCAGGAUGCCAACAAUGCACGUACGAGCUCCACUGUCAGAAUCGCACCAUCAGCCAGCCCCGGUCCGGUCCGGUCCCCGACGGAUAUUUCCCUCGCCCAGCUCGCUCACAUUCCUUCAAACGAAGAUGCCGGAGAAGGCUCAAGCCGCAUAAAUGUUGGCGAUGGGGAGCAUACUCCACUAUUGAAUACCCAAGAUAUCGACCUGGCUCCUCCACCGGAAUACUCGAGCCCCGAUAGCAGCCGAAGAGGUAGUGAAGAUCUACCGCGCCAAAAUCAACCACCGAUACCUAGCUAUGAUGCGGCUGUCGGCAACCGGGAUGGCAAUCCUUCGCGUCCGAGUGGAAACAACUAA
Messenger RNA from Aspergillus oryzae RIB40, 1362 nucleotides. RefSeq names its product SSH4 family protein. The record is from RefSeq and is a predicted model, not a curated record. Gene Ontology annotation, molecular function: protein binding. NCBI's taxonomy places the organism in Eukaryota, Fungi, Ascomycota, Eurotiomycetes, Eurotiales, Aspergillaceae. Bases 1 to 1362 code for a protein of 453 amino acids. The transcript has 3 exons.